This is a messenger RNA of Vicia faba (fava bean), 390 nucleotides long. The record is from the annotation of a GenBank genome assembly. Lineage: Eukaryota; Viridiplantae; Streptophyta; Magnoliopsida; Fabales; Fabaceae.
AUGCGAAACAACACCGUAACUCCUUGCUCUCAUCUUCUCUCUCAAACAGAGCCGCUGCGCUCUCUUUUCUCUGCCUCAAAUCCCUCAAACAGCCAUGAAGGAUUCCCCUCUCCUCACCUCCUUUUCUCACAUUGCUCCGAUUAUUCGUCCUCAACCUCUUCGUCGAAUCAUCAACAUCACACCUCAUCACCACUCCACCAUUCUUUCAUCUUAUCUCACAAGGUUUGCUCGCAAUCAAAUAUUAUAACGAUAGGCGCCUGGAUGAUGAUAAAUGAAGGUUCGAUACUUACCAAUCAGAGUUCGUCAAAUGCGGUUUUAACGGAGAUGGUAAGGAGAAUACUAGGGGAAAUUCUUCAACGAUUCAGUGUUAAUGAAGAUGAUGAUGUGUGA